AUGGCUGACGAUUUCGCUCCUCCUAACGUUUUCGGUCCCAGUACCGAAACCCUACCAAAAAUAGAUUCGUUACUCUCCACAAGAGAUGCUGCGCUCCAGGACGACGCUCGCUAUGACACGCCCGUGAUCCCGUCAAGUCUACUCGGAGACGCCGCAUCAAAUGUCAACUUGAGCGGAACCCCCGAUUCAGACGAUGACGAUGUGUACGUGGAUGCUGACCAAGAAGAUCCAACACGGCAAGGGACACCACUGCCUUCUGUGGACGGAGGCCAUGAAGCUAGCAACAUUUCCUUCAAAAGUCCACCGACGGAUGUUGAUGGCAACACGGGGCUACCUCCCAAAAGCGCGUCGAAGGUACCCGACCUCGACCUAUCUCAUUCGAUCAAGGGGCUCUACCGUAUUCUUGAUCUCAUCAUAGAACAAGGUAGUGGGGGAGGGCUAGUGGACAAAAUCAUCAUAUCGCAGGACAGCUUGCAGGCGUUUGUCAACGACAUGCAGCCCGGAGCAUUCGCAUCCCUAACAAAGGUAGACUUCAAGCUCCUUGAUAAGGUCCUUGUCGGCCCCGUCGGCAUCUACGGCGACAAGAAAGCAAUCGUUGACUUCCUCAAUCGGCUUGGCGCUGUAGAGAAAGAGAUAGCUGCGCAUUUGUUGAAGACGGAGGAUGAACGAGAGAGAAGUACGCCGUCCUUGAGGUCUGGACUUUACGUUCUUCGGGUCCCGCCAUCCCAGGGCAACGAAAGCCAAAUCUACGUCAUCUACUGGCCAGAAGAUACAACAUGGAAUGACGGAACUGCCUCCUCUGUCCGCCGCAACAGGGUCACCUUUAUGAGGUACCUGUCGAAGAUCUGUGACCAAAGCAUAGCUCUCUUAUCGGCCGACUAUGCGCAGUCAAUUGUAUGGAAGGAGAGCGAGGAUGACGAUACGGAUACGGACUCCGACGACGAAGGAGAUGAGAGGAUGGGCGUUUUUGUAGUGUGCAAGACGAAUGAACAAGAAGAGUCGGUUAAAGUUCGGCCUGGUUUUACGGCUCGCGUACCGAUGGUAGCGUCACCUGAGAGGCGUCAUGAUACGGCUCCCGACGUCGCUAUUCCCAUGCAACCAACGCUUAUUCGCGGAGAAACGACACAAGGUUUUAUGACUGCUGGCUACAAGGCCGCUGUCAAAAAGGUAGACGAGUACAACAAUCGGACGAUAAACAAGACCGCACUGGAAAGCUACAUAAAGGAUCGUGAGACUCGUCUGAGCUUCAACCCAGCCCUCGACCAGCCAACGAUCGAAAUCCUCAUGCAGACUGGUCUCCGGUCGCGGUGCGAGCAACUAUGCCGAAGCUUCAACACCGAGGUCUCCGACGCCCAGCGAAAUCUCGACUCUGAAUUCACGCGACGCAAAGCCGAUACUCAGGCAGAAUUGAGACAAAAUCUACCCCAAAUGACGAUGUCCUUCCGUAACGUGAUGGCAGACAGGGUCAUGGAGAAGUUCCCUUCUUUAGAUGCCAAGCGCUUGCUGGGGGAAGAGAUGCAAACUCAAGGCAUUUCCCUCGAUAGCCUCGCGGAGUUUUACCCUAAGAUCAAAGGUGUCGUCAGAAGAGCCAGAGACGAGCAGCCGUUGAAGGCGGUACCGGCGGGUGCACUCCAGAGCCCGAAAGAGCGGAUCCUUGUUAUUACGCACCUUUUCGACGCUCACGGCGAGAAUCUUAGUGAGGAGACGCAAUCCAAACUCGUUAACAUGAUUGACGAAAUCAAGAACAUCCGUGCGGCGUGGAUGGAGAUGUCAAAGAGUCUACACGGCGAGGGAGACUCUCAGGGAUACCUGAACAGGCUGAGGUCCGGAUUAAAGUCCCUUCUGUCGACAGAAGACAACAGCACAGGAGAAAGGGCUUACAAAGAAGCCAUGGACAUAGCUCGUGCCACCUCUGAUGCUGAUUUCAUGUCUCGUGUCGAGGAUACCGCAUCGCGAUGGCCGGUAUUGGAGAAGGCGAUCAACGCUGCCAUGGCUGUGGUGUACGAUCAUUUCACCAAAAACCUCAAAAGGCUUUCCGACAAUUACGCUCGCGAGGUUCUGCAUAUUCAGGAUGAGGGAGUUGCGGAGCAGUUCAAGCGGGAGCAGUCCGACAGGACGGAGCAAAGCCAACGGGAUCUAUGUUCUGAUCUCGCUCGUAAGCUCAAUGAGUAUUUCUCAGAGGUGUCGUUCAAGAAAGUAUUCCACGUUGAUGCGAUUCGAAAAACAGGAUACUACUCAUAUCAUUCUCCUACUCUUUCGCUGAGAGGACGCAUCGAAACGACGCAGGACGACAAAAUUGUUUAUCGAGCCCAUCUCAUGCAAAUAACUAACGAAGACCGUCAAGAGAUGCGGUUGAACAACUCGUUUAUUCCUUCGCCUCGCUUUAACCUUGCAUACACCUUUUCUCUGCCUACAGGGCGCGAAAUCAUAUACUCACAGCUUCUCGAGAACGAGCAAUUUCUUCUCGUAACGAGGGAUCGAGGCCGCGACGUCUUUGUCUACCGAGAGUCCCUGGCCGCUCUCGAGGGCGCCGUUGCUAACAAGCAACCCAAGUUGAGGCUGAGCCACGAUAAAAUCGGCGGGGAUAUCCUCGUUUCCUUCAACGAAGGCAAGCAGAUGCUUGCUAUCUGUGAGCCAGAGAAGCUUCAACUUCACUUCUUUGUGUUCGAAGAGGGUGCUCGGGCCCUGAAGGCAUCCGGUAGCGCCAUCAGCCUUGCCUUGUAUUACAAUGGCGUGACCAUUCAGUAUAUCUCCUUCAUUUGUGGUGACGAGGAGCUUCUGUUAGUCGAUUCUAGCGUCUGCGGGAGGAUAUUCUCGCUCGUUACGAUGCAGUUUAGACCCGCAACGCUUCAGUUCGCUACCGUUCCCUCUGCAGUGUACACAUCACCUGAUGGCUCCUGCUUCUUGGCAUCGUGCUCGCAGGAUUCCUCGUUCUCUGUGACGGCUUAUCACUGGAACACCUUUGGAUCCAACGAAGGGAUUCAGCUUGCUAUCGACGACUUGGGGCCAGAGGACGACUUCGUAUUGACUUCGAUCAGUUCGAGAAAUGCGGUCCACUUGAUGAAGCUCGACAUCAAUUCUCAGACUUGCCUGUCUUUCGCGCUCGACAUCACUCGGAAGUCCACUGAGCUCAUGUUCAGGGAGAAGGGCGGGAAGCCAUCGUUUUCCACAGAUAAGGAUAGCAGAACCUCGCACAACUGCCUGAUCGACUGCCAUUCAGAAGUCUGGACCCGAUUUCCAGUUGUUCCCGCCGUCCAGCGCCAGGCUAUCACUAGAGCCAGCUCUCGGCGCCCCAAGUCUUUGACAUUUGUAUCUGACUUCGGCCGAGAGCAAUUUUCGCCGCACUUUAGCGAGCUCAUUCAGACGUUUGAGCGAACCACGCGAAAACCGACGGGGACCGAGCUUAGUUCUAUCGCAAUCAACUCGAUGACUUUCAACGACUUUUACAACAUCCUCGACGAUUUGUGCAUUUCACAGACGUCCAAUUUCCGAGCUGGGGAGUGGCUCGUCGAGCUCUUGUGCCUCAUCCCCAUCCAUCUUGCGAUCACAAAGGACAACAGGUUCAUCCCGCUGAAAGAUGGAGUCUUUUCUCCCGAGCUUGAGAGGUCGCUGCUGGGGGCCGAGGUUGGGCGCAUUGUAGACUCGCUUUCUUUCGGCUGGUACGAGUCUAUCUUCCAAUCCUACAUGGCGUCCAAGCCCGUAAAGGUAGUAUCAUCGAUGGGGGAACAGUCUGUUGGGAAGAGUUUCGCGCUCAACCAUCUUGCGGAUACCUCGUUUGCUGGUUCUGCGAUGCGUACCACGGAGGGUGUAUGGAUGUCGGUGACACCUACGGAAGAUACGCUGAUCGUGGCACUGGACUUCGAGGGCGUACACAGCAUCGAGCGUUCAGCACAAGAGGACACGCUACUUGUCUUGUUUAACACGGCUAUCUCCAACUUGGUGCUAUUCAGGAACAAUUUCGCUCUCAGCCGCGACAUUGCUGGCUUGUUCCAAUCGUUCCAAUCCAGCUCUACUGUCCUCGAUCCCGCCGCUAAUCCAAUGCUCUUUCAAUCAACGCUUGUCAUCAUUAUCAAGGACGUAGUCGACGCGGACGCAAAGGAGAUAAAAAAGGAGUGA
Molecule: messenger RNA, 4116 nt
Organism: Coniophora puteana RWD-64-598 SS2
Lineage: Eukaryota; Fungi; Basidiomycota; Agaricomycetes; Boletales; Coniophoraceae
Exons: 18
Coding region: 1-4116 (1371 amino acids)
Molecular function (GO): GTP binding; GTPase activity
Source: RefSeq, a predicted model, not a curated record